CUCCGACGUCAGGCCGUGACUCAGCCCCGCAGGAUGCGGCCCCGCGCCCGCCCCGGCCCUUCAUAAGGCCCCGGAGCCGCCGGUGGCCCCACAGCGCCCGACGCCAUGGCCGCCCUCGGCCUCCUCCUCCUCCUCCUCCUCCUCGGCGCCGCCGUGGUGGCACCGGAGCGACACCAGCACAUUGCACAGGAGAGCCUGGUCCUGCGGCACCCCCACAUCGAGCAGCUGCUGCAGGAGGAGCAGGACCCCCCGCUGCCCCCCGACAUCCUGGCGGCAGCGGCCGGCGCCACCCCGGCCCCGCGCUCCCCCCACAUCUGGGCCAGCGCCCUGGACGGUUUCCCCCCCGCCUGGCCCGUGGCCGCCGCCGUCACCCGUCACUGCCGCCAGCCCCCCAGGACCCUUCCGACCCCCUCGCUGCCCCCCACCGCCUUCGCCCACCUCCGGCGGCAGGCGGCCGCGCUCGACGCCCUCCAACCCCGCCUCAACGCCUGCUGCCGCCGCAACGCGCCGCUGCCCUGCGCCCGCCGAGCCUGGACGGACGUGCUGGAUGGAUUCUGCACCGACGAAUUCGGGGUGAAGACGCGGCAGUUCCACUGCUGCCGGCAACGCGGCGCGGCACGUCGCCGUUGCUUCGCCCAAGGGCCCGACGCCGUGGCCGCCGCUGCCACCGCCGAGGCCGCCGCCGCCGUUGUCACCGCUUGGGAACCGGUCACCGAGCCGCCCUUUCCCCCCGGUGAGCCCACCGUCACCAACAUGGGGAACAUCUGCGGGUUGAGGGAGCUGCGUCCCGGCCGUCCCGGCCCCACCGGCCCCUCCGGUCCCCGCGUCCGCCUGCGGCUGCGUCUGGAACGCGACUACGGCCGCUGCUGCCGCAACGGGAGCCUCGCCUGCGCCCACGCCGCCUGGCAGAAGGGGCUGGAGCGGUUCUGCCGGGAGGAAUCUGCGGUGAAGACCCGGCAGCACCGGUGCUGCCAGCACGGGGGGGGCCGUGCCCGGGGCCGCUGCUUCGCCUCGGCCGCCCCCCACCCCGGCUACGACCGGGAGCUGCACAACAUCAGCCUGGCCCGGCCCGGCCCCGCGCUGCUCCGCUCCCUCUGCGCUCCCACCCUCCUGCUCACCAAGAGGCGCCCGGUGCCGGAGCUGCUGGGGGCCGUGACAGCCGCGUGCUGCCCGCUGCCCCCCGAGGAGCGAAGCGCCUGCGCCCACGAGCAGCUGUCCCAAGGCAUCGCCACCCUCUGUGCCACCCCACGGGACGCCUGGCGGGACCCCCAGGGCUGCUGCUCCCGGCGGGACCCUGAGCGACGCCGCUGCUUCGACGCCGAGUACCUGGCACAGGUCACCCUGGGGGCCGCCGUGGCCCCCCCGCCCCCCGACCACCACGACGAGUAACCCCCCAAAAUCCCACCCCCCCCCGGGCGAGGGGGACAAUAAAGCUCCUGUGUUGUCACCUC
Molecule: messenger RNA, 1451 nt
Organism: Grus americana (Whooping crane)
Lineage: Eukaryota; Metazoa; Chordata; Aves; Gruiformes; Gruidae
Gene: ECM1
Product: extracellular matrix protein 1
Exons: 7
Coding region: 106-1389 (427 amino acids)
Biological process (GO): regulation of bone mineralization; signal transduction
Cellular component (GO): extracellular region
Source: RefSeq, a predicted model, not a curated record